Magallana angulata is the source of this 921-nucleotide messenger RNA. RefSeq names its product thialysine N-epsilon-acetyltransferase-like. The coding region runs from base 230 to 739 and encodes 169 amino acids. NCBI's taxonomy places the organism in Eukaryota, Metazoa, Mollusca, Bivalvia, Ostreida, Ostreidae. Gene Ontology annotation, molecular function: N-acetyltransferase activity. The transcript has 5 exons. The record is from RefSeq and is a predicted model, not a curated record.
AAUAAUGAUCAAUCAAAUCGAACCUGGACAUUUAAGUAACAAAAGAUGGGUUAUUCUUGUUUAUUAACAUUUCAGCUGCUGAAGAAAAGAAAUACAAAAUCAACUUUGAAUAAACACGAAUGGGCAUAAACUGCAUGUUAAAAUAAUUGUAUCGUUUUACACGUUUUUGAAUGCUUGGUUACACUUUCGUUCAUCCAUAAUUUACAAUUGCAUAACUUUAGAUCAAGCCAUGUCGAUAAUUGUUCGCGAAGCGUUGCAGACAGACUGCCAAGGUAUUAUGGAUCUAAUAAUGGGAUUAGCGGUAUACGAAAAGAUGGAAGAUAAAGUGAAAAUGAAAUUAGAAACACUUCAAGAAGACGGUUUUGGAAAUGAAAAAUAUUUCAAAUGCUUUGUAGCAGACAGACAAGAAAAUGGUGCAUCGAAAUUAAUAGGAUACGCUCUAUACUACUUUACCUACUCCACCUGGGAGGGUAAAUGCAUUUACAUGGAGGAUUUCUACGUGUCCCCAGAGUAUCGAGGGAAAGGAGUGGGGUCAAGGUUAAUGGGCUCUGUGUGUAAGAUUGCUGUCGAGAAGAAAUGUGCCCGAGUUCAAUUUUCAGUCCUUGGUGGGAAUAAACCAUCCAUUGAUUUUUACAAACGCAGAGGCGCCAUUGACAUGACGGAAGUUGAGGACUGGCAUUUGUUUCGAUUAACCGGAAGCGCAUUGGAGAAGCUGGCAGCAAACAGUAAUACUGUGUGAUAAUACGAAACAAACAAAUAAAGUAGAAAAUAGCGGAAAAGGAAUUUCUAUGAUUUUUCAUUUAAACAAAUACAUCUGAAAUAGAUCUGAAUAUAAAGAAGGUUACAAUCCACUGUAAACAAACAAAAACGUGUAAAUAAUCAAAGUACUGAAGAACUGACGGGAGUUGAUUUUGUCGAUUU